AUAAAUGAAAUUCGUAUUUUAUUUGUGUAUAUUUUUAGUAGUGUGCAAAGGAGGUAGGGUGAACAAGAAAUUAAAUGCUUCAGUCGAUGAUAUAGUUAAAAGCAUGACUUUAGCAUAAAAGAUUGGUUAAACAACUUAAGUUGAUUUUAUUUAUUUGAAUGAUGCUGAAGGAAAAACAUAAUAUGAUAAAAUUAAAGAGUGGAAUCUUGGAUCUGUAUUAGUGGGAGGUAAUGGAUGCCCUGAUGAUGAGGGCAAUAUAUCCUCAUCAGGAACUUGUAUGGAGGCAAACAAUGUAAUAUGGAAAAAAGUUGCAGACUUGGCACUAGCCUAAGGAGUGUCAGUCACAGUUGAUAUUAGUGAAACAGAAUCAGAAACAGUUGUAAUAUAACCAUUACUUGGUACAGAUGCUAUCCGUGGAAAUCAACAUUCUGUUGGGGAGAUACUCUUUCCUCAUAAUAUUGGUCUGGCUGCUUCAAACAACGUGGAAAACUUUAGAAAUUCAGCUAAAUGGAUGAGAGAUAGCGUGAUUGAGAGUGGAUUUAAUUUUGUAUUUACACCCACAGUAGCUGUAUCUCAUAAUCCACAAUGGGGUAGAUUCUAUGAGACUUUGGGAGAGGACACAACUAAAGUGAAAGAAUACUCCAAAGCUUUCGUUGAAGUAGCCUAAGAUAUUCAAGAAGACUAGAUACUAGGAGUUCUAACCUCAGUUAAACAUUUCAUAGGAGAUGGAGCUACAAUAAAUGGAUAUGAAGAAGGUGAUUCUAUUGUAGAUGAAGAGUCUAUGGAUCUCUUUGUAUAGGAUAAUAUCAAAGGGUAUGAGGGAGCUGUUGAGGCAUAGACAGGUAAUGUAAUGGUCAGUUAUGAUGCAAUCAAUGGUGUGGCUAUGAGUGUUCAUCCAUUUGUUAAUGAGAAAUUGAAAGCAGCAACAGAAGAUGGUGGAUUAGGAUUCGAAGGAUUUGUUAUUAGUGAUUAUAAUUCAGUUAUCAAGACAGCUUAGGUAGAUUUACCAAGAAAUUCUUAAAAAAUGCCAUUGAAUUAGGCAUAUGCUGAAUCCUUUAAUGUAGGAGUUGAUAUGUAAAUGAUUUCUGACAAAGUUGAAGACUACCAGGCUAUGAUUACUAGUUUAGUGAAUGAAAAUGAUCCACAAAAACCAAAAAUAGAUGUAGCAAGAUUAGACGAUGCAGUUAAGAGAAUAUUAACAAUCAAAAAUAAAAUGGGAUUAAUUUAAUCAACUCCCAACGAAUAAGAUUUAAAAGAAAAUAAGAAAAUAGGAAUAGUGAAGGAUAAAGAAUAAGAAUAUCAAGAUGCUUUAUAAGCUGCUCUUGAAUCAUUAGUAUUGUUGAAAAAUGAUGCAAAUGCACUUCCAGCUAACAAAAAUACAAUUAAACAUGUUAUUUUAUUGGGUGAUAGAUAUGUACCAAUUGGAAAUGGAGAAUAUAAAUUAUUUUCAGAUUAUGACAAUAUUGGAGCUUAAAAUGGAGGAUGGACAAUCAGAUGGUAAGGGUAUAAUGGUAAUGAUUAUUGGACUGGGGAUUUGAAGGUUCAAUCAAAAGCUUCAUCAAUCUUAGAUGCCAUAAAAACAAGAUUCUAAGAUGCAGAAAUUCAUCAUCCAAAAUACACAGAUCCAUCCGAUUUGAAUGCCAUUCUUGCAGACAGAAAUACUUUUAGAAACCAAUUAAAUACAAUGAAGGAUUAAUUCACAUCAGCAAACACAAUAGUCAUCAAUGUAUUAGCAGAAAAUCCAUAUGCUGAAUAUAUGGGUGAUAUUAACUGCAAAUAUUGUUAAGGUGAAGACAGGACAGGUUGCUUAUAUGAUAUGCAUGAUAAUGUUUAUUUAACCAAAUCAUAACCUACAAGAUUAGAAAUCAAAACAGGAGCAUAUGAAAAAUAAGUAUAAAUAUAUUUAAAAUAUUUAGAUAAUUACCAAUAUCCUUUAAGGUAAAAGUAUAGUUGUUUCUGUAUUAAUCAGUGGCAGACCAAUGCUAAUAGAUGACCCUUUAGCAAUUAGCAAUAGUUUUAUAGCAGCAUGGCUCCCUGGAACAACUGGUGGUGAAGCCAUUGUAAAGUCCAUUUUUGGAGAAUAUGGAUUUGGAGGAGUAGAUAAUAAAAACAAUAAGUUACCAUCUCCUUGGUUUUCUACUUUAGACUCUAUUAAAGAUUAUCCAAAAUAUGUUUCAAAUACUCAACCUAUAAUUAACAAUCCAAAGUUUGCUACUGGUUUUGGGCUCUAGACAGCUGUAAUCAAUAAUCCAAUUCUAGAAUGAACAUCAUAUAUAUUAAUUAUCUAUUAAUAUAUUCAUUAAA
This is a messenger RNA of Paramecium octaurelia, 2304 nucleotides long. Lineage: Eukaryota; Ciliophora; Oligohymenophorea; Peniculida; Parameciidae. The record is from the annotation of a GenBank genome assembly.